AUGGAGCUCAAUAGAGCAAUGGAUAUGGCAAAGGGUGACGUAAAAACGGGGAAUUCCCCGAAAAUAAAACCGGGGAAACCGGAGGUGACAAGCACAGAAAUCCCCGGGCAAGGAGUCCGGGGAAAACCCAAGCAGCAGAACGGGGGAAAUUCCGAAACACAAGUAUGGGAAAAACCCGAAAUUCGAAACGAGAAAAAACCACGGAUCAAGCCGGAUUAUAGGAACUUUAAAAAUACGGCAACCAAUACCGACGGACGAAUACGGACCUGUUGGAAGUGUGGCGGACCAUACACGUGCGAAACAAUCAUCGGGAAACGAGGUAACGGCCGGAGGGUACAGGGAAAUCUCGCCGGUCCAGACACUAGAGAAGCCAGUUUCCUACUAGAAAAAAACCAUUUGCGGCUACCGGGGAAAACCGCGGGCUGCAGCUGA
Cinara cedri is the source of this 432-nucleotide messenger RNA. The record is from the annotation of a GenBank genome assembly. NCBI's taxonomy places the organism in Eukaryota, Metazoa, Arthropoda, Insecta, Hemiptera, Aphididae.